AUGGGGAUGCUCAGCCUGCCCGGCUUUCUGUCCUGCGGCAAGAAGAAGGACUUCAAUUUGACAAAUGAAAAAGAUGCCCCUGACAACGAUGAGAACUCGGAGCGUGGCAACUGGUCCAGCAAAAGCGAUUACCUGCUGUCCAUGGUGGGCUAUGCCGUGGGCCUGGGCAACGUCUGGCGCUUUCCCUACCUCACCUACCAGAAUGGAGGAGGUGCUUUUCUAAUACCCUACACUCUAAUGUUGGCAUUAGCCGGCUUGCCCUUAUUUUUCAUGGAAUGUUCCCUGGGACAGUUUGCCAGUCUAGGGCCAGUUUCCAUCUGGAGAAUACUACCAUUGUUUCAAGGAGUGGGCAUCACAAUGGUCAUGAUCUCAACAUUUGUGACUAUCUACUACAACGUUAUCAUUGCUUAUUCACUCUACUACUUAUUUGCCUCAUUUCAAAAAGUGCUGCCAUGGUCAGACUGCUUUUCCUGGGCAGAUGAAUUCUGCAGCAAGACACGAAUAGUAAGUGACUGCAAUGCAACCUUGCAUGGGGAAAUCAUUCAUGCAAACUACACAUUCAUCACAAGCAACAAUCUCACAUGUUUAAAUGGCACCAUAAACUACAAGCCAGUGCAAUUUCCCAGUGAGCAAUACUGGAACAAAGUGACCCUGCAGCGCUCGAGUGGGCUGGACGAGACCGGCAGGAUCGUGUGGUACCUGGCGCUCUGCCUCCUCCUCUCCUGGAUUAUUGUUGCAGCUGCCCUGUUUAAAGGAAUAAAAUCUUCUGGAAAGGUUGUCUACUUUACUGCACUCUUCCCAUAUGUCAUCCUGCUCAUCUUGUUGGUGCGAGGUGCCACCCUGGAAGGUGCUUUGGAUGGCAUUGAAUACUACAUUGGGAGCCAGUCCAACAUCACCAAGCUGAUGGAGGCAGAGGUUUGGAAAGAUGCAGCCACCCAGAUAUUUUACUCCCUGUCUGUAGCAUGGGGUGGGCUUGUUGCUUUGUCUUCAUACAACAGGUUCCACAACAACUGCUACUCAGAUGCCAUAAUAGUUUGUGUGACCAACUGUGUCACCAGCAUAUUUGCUGGGUUUGCAAUAUUCUCCAUCCUGGGACACAUGGCAUUUGUGUCCGAGAGACCCGUCUCAGAGGUCGUGGACUCAGGGUUUGAGCUGGCCUUUGUAGCCUACCCAGAGGCUCUCUCCAAGUUACCAGUUUCUCCUCUGUGGUCCUUUUUAUUUUUCUUCAUGCUCCUGCUCUUGGGCCUUGACUCCCAGUUUGCCACCAUAGAAACACUUACAACCACCAUUCAAGAUAUAUGUCCCAGAGUGAUGAGAAAAUUAAGACUGCCUGUAACCCUAGGUCUGUGUGCACUGCUCUUUUUACUUGGGCUUAUCUGUGUUACUCAGGCAGGAAUUUACUGGGUUAACCUAAUAGAUCACUUCUGUGCUGGAUGGGGAAUUCUUAUUUCAGCCGUCCUGGAGAUAAUAGGCAUCGUCUACAUUUAUGGAGGAAACAGGUUCAUCGAAGACAUUGAAAUGAUGAUUGGAAAGAAGAGCCGUUUCUUCUGGCUGUGGUGGAGAAUAUGCUGGUUUUUCAUCACUCCUAUGCUGUUAAUGGCUAUUUUGAUCUGGUCUUUGGUCACAUUUUCAAGUCCCACUUAUGGCUCAGUGUUAUACCCAACCUGGGGAACUGCUGUUGGCUGGUGCAUGAUCAUCUUCUGUGUCAUCUGGAUUCCUAUUGUUGCUAUUGUAAAAAUAUAUAAAGCUGAAGGAAACCUUGUUCAGCGCCUUGUCAGCUGCUGCCGGCCUGCAGCAAACUGGGGCCCCUACCUGGAACGUCACCGAGGGGAACGGUAUAGCCACAUUGUGGAUCCCAAGAAGAAAAAGGAGCAUGAGAUUCCCACUGUGUCUGCCUUUGUAUACAAGCAACAAUGA
Messenger RNA from Pseudopodoces humilis (Tibetan ground-tit), 1917 nucleotides. RefSeq names its product solute carrier family 6 member 14 (gene SLC6A14). Gene Ontology annotation, cellular component: plasma membrane. Gene Ontology annotation, biological process: (R)-carnitine transmembrane transport; sodium ion transmembrane transport; amino acid import across plasma membrane. Gene Ontology annotation, molecular function: beta-alanine transmembrane transporter activity; (R)-carnitine transmembrane transporter activity; alanine transmembrane transporter activity. The record is from RefSeq and is a predicted model, not a curated record. Lineage: Eukaryota; Metazoa; Chordata; Aves; Passeriformes; Paridae.